Molecule: messenger RNA, 2081 nt
Organism: Tribolium castaneum (red flour beetle)
Lineage: Eukaryota; Metazoa; Arthropoda; Insecta; Coleoptera; Tenebrionidae
Exons: 4
Coding region: 401-1354 (317 amino acids)
Source: RefSeq, a predicted model, not a curated record
GUCAUCAAUUACUACAACCGGCCCAAACUACACCAUUGUUGUGUGUUUGUUCUUGUUUGUGCAUGUAAUAAAUUAUUUUGCAUGUAAGCGUCCAGAUCCUGUCGCUAGAUAAGCCCCCCUUGUCCAUUUCUUAACCCCCGUCAAACGCAGCCUUUGAGCAUGACACGAAACGAAUAAUCAAUACUCAUAAAGGUGUGAUUCAACUGUGGUAAAUACGCGACGCUGUUAGUUAAUUUUACACAACUUCGCAAAUACGACGUAGUAGUCGGGUUGAAUACCAACCAGGGGCCCCCUUGUCACGUGUCGUAAGUCACAAUUCGUAUUUUGAGGCGGUGAUUCAUUUAAACGCCAAGCGCCGCUUUCCUGCUUUUGUCAGUGGAAAGAACCGAACGAACGAAUCAUGGCUUCGAAAGUUAUGGUCAAAAUACCGGUUGCACCAUUUGGGCAAGUGAACAAAUCAAAAUCUGGUGGCGUGAACAGCGAACUGGUGGCCGUUCCGCGGUCACAGGACGUUCCCUCUCACAGUCCUGAAAGACCUAAAGGUCCUGACAGCGCAAGAGUCGCACAACUGGAGCAAAACAUACGUUUUCUCCAAGAACAACAUCAGCUUAUGUUGACAGGUCUUCACAACGAGAUUGAAAGUCUUCGAAUUAGAAACAGAGAACUGCAAUUCCAGUUAGUUUUCGUCAAAGGUACUCUCCCUAGUUCUCCAUCGUCGCCCGAAGACGACUCAAAACAUAAAGUGUAUUCUAGCCCCAAGCAAAUCAACAUCACGCCACUCCAAGUCGAAAUUUUGGAAAAAGAGUUGGGGGAAUUGAAAUUUCAAUUGCAGGAAAUCGAAAGUCGGAACGUGUACCUGUCUGCUAUCGUAGACGAGCAAAAAAAGAAGCUCGAGCGUUACGAGCGGGACAGGGAGAAGGAGCGUGAACGGGCCCUCCAGCCCGACCCCGAACUGCUGCGAAAGCUGGACGACGCUGAGGCGAUUAUAAGACGAUUGCGGCGCGAAAAUUCCGAUUUGCGGCGCGAAAACGCCGGUGUCUCCCAUUUCCAAAUGCGGGACUCCACCGGCACGUACAAGGAGCCCCAGAAAGGGGGCAACCAGCGGGGGAUGGGCCGGCACAGGGGCAACGGCAGCGGCCACUACAGGGGCAACUGGUUCCCGCCUCUCCACUCCCAGAGCUUCUGGCAACAAGGGUCGCGACCGGAGAGGAACGGAAGUGCGGAAAACACCGCCUUACCGAACUUGCAAACUAGCAACUCGACCCAGUAUCAGGGCCGGAGAGGGGCCAACAAUAACCACUAUCAUGAGGGCCGGAAGUACAGGGGGCAGAAUAAAAGCACCAAGCCGUCGUAAAGCGAGAAUCAAAGGGAUUUUAAGCGUUGGGUAUUGUAAUAGGCGCUUAAAUUCUGUCGUAUUAUUAGAAACAAAUAUUUUAAUACUCCCCGCGAUUUAAACUGUUGUUAUAAUCAUGUUGACACAUGCAAAGUUCACUUUUUUUAUGGAAAAACUUUCGGGAGUAGAGAUGUAAUUAUAGACUGUGAUUUAAUCAAAAAGCUUUUUUUAAUUAUGACUGGAUUCUCUGAUGUUACGAGGAAUUUUAAACAAUUAGAUUCAGCGACGCUGAAUUUCAGUCACGGGUCACUUUGACCAGAGAUUUAACCGAAAGCAUCAUUGUAAAUCUAUCUAAAUAUUUUAUCUAUGUAUCUUUAACAGGAAGUUUAUUUAUUAGUGGAUGCUUCCUGUAAUUAACAUCCAUCCACGUACUAUGUGUAAUUAUUUAGACUCUCUUUACCAUCCUGCGUAAAAAUAGGUUUGGAAUUGUCGACUUGGUUCGUGGCAAUUUUCCCACCCACCUCAUCGUCUCAAAAACAUGCUUUACUUACAUAAUACAGUAUUGAGUAUACUAGUGCAUAAAACUCCGUUGAUAUAAUUGUGCAAUACAUUUUCCUAAUGGUAGAUUUUAAUACUAAACUAUGCACUCUCUCUGUGUUAUAUUUAUGAAUUUACUUAUUUUCCCUACGUUUACUUUCGUAAUACAUUAUACGUGUAUUAUUGAUCUAAAUAAAGCGCAAUAUUAACA